Nicotiana attenuata is the source of this 1724-nucleotide messenger RNA. RefSeq names its product mitotic checkpoint protein BUB3.3-like. NCBI's taxonomy places the organism in Eukaryota, Viridiplantae, Streptophyta, Magnoliopsida, Solanales, Solanaceae. Gene Ontology annotation, cellular component: mitotic checkpoint complex; bub1-bub3 complex; kinetochore. The transcript has 12 exons. Gene Ontology annotation, biological process: mitotic spindle assembly checkpoint signaling. The coding region runs from base 184 to 1320 and encodes 378 amino acids. Gene Ontology annotation, molecular function: ubiquitin binding. The record is from RefSeq and is a predicted model, not a curated record.
UUCACCAUUUCCUAAUUACCCCUUCCGAGUUCCGACCAGCUUCAAACAUGAAUAAAAUUAAAAAAGCAAAACAAAAAUUUGUUGAAGUAAUUAGGCGGGAAAAAUUUCAAGCUGUCCAAAGGACUCUCAUUUUAGGGCACGAACUUUUCAAAAAGUAGUUGCUGUUUCAUCGUUCAAUUCACAAUGAAUACUAUUUCUUUGAAUUUGGAGGACCCAAUUCGGGACGCAAUUUCAAGGAUCCGAUUCGGCCCACAUUCCAACAAUCUGCUCAUUUCUUCUUGGGAUUCUAGUCUUCGAUUGUACGAUGUGGAUAGCUCUAAGCUUCGAAUGGAAGCUCCCGGGAAAGCUUCUCUCCUCGAUUGCUGCUUUGAGAACGAGAGGGUGUGCCUUACUGCUGAGUCUGAUGGUUCAAUUUACAGGUAUGAUUUGGAUUCAGGGGUUAAAAUCUCAGUGGGAAUUAAUGAUGAUGUAGCAACCUGUGUUGAGUAUUCUCCUACGACAUGUCAAAUAAUUUCUGCUGGUUGGGAUAGAAAGAUAAAUUUUUGGGAUGCUCGUUCAACCCAAUCUCAUGGCUGCUUGAACAGCUUAGCUUCAGAAGUGGGGUCAAUGUCACUAUCUGAGUUCAGUUUGAUAGUUGCUGCUGGCUCCUCAGUUGAUAUAUAUGACCUACGAAGUUUUAAGAAAUCAGUUCACACGAAAGGCGUCAAAGUAAAUGUGUACGGCCAAUUUUUAACCCUAAAGGAUUUAUUGUUGGAUCAGUUGAUGAGCGAGUUCUUCUGGAGUACAUCUGCAGAUCCAGCUCAGAUGAGGGGUUCAACUGUAAGCAGUCGAGUUCAUAUAUCAGCAUCCACUUUCCGAAGUUGCAAAUCCUGGCGAAUUCUUGACAUUAGCGUUUCCAUUAAGCAUAGUCUCAUUCAAAAAACUCUCCUUUUAUGUGGAUCUCUUAAUUCAUUUGUCAGCUUUUGCAGAUACGCAUUUAGAUGUCAUCCAAAGAGUAAAGAUGGGAGACGUCAUCUUGUAACAGUUAAUGACAUUGCGUUUAACCCAUCCAUUAUUGGUUCAUUUGUCACUGGUGACAAUGACGGCUAUGUCACCUUGUGGGAUGCUCGGGGAAGGAAACGGAUGUUUGAGAUGCCAAGGUAUCCCAAGAGUGUUGUCUCUCUAUCAUAUAGCCAUGAUGGAAUGCUUUUAGCAGUUGCAUCCAGUUAUGCAUACCAAGAAGCUAAUGAAAUAGAAGAGCCACCUCAGAUAUUUAUGCAUCAUGAAAUGGGGAACUGUUAUCUCACGUCGCCUUCUUCUGGAGCUUCAAAGUACAAAUGACUGCAAAUACACGUCUCAGAUUCUGGUUGUUGCUUCUGUUUCCUUUAUUUCAAGCUACAACUCUUAUACAGUAAAUUUUGCUGGUACCUGUGCACGAGUUGGCUUUUCCUGGCUCACGUUCCUUGAUGGCUAUUUUGACUCUUACCAAGAUUAGAAGGAAAGGGCUCAGCAGAAAAUUGGAUACCAGAAUGUAGAAUUUUCACUCAUGUAUUAAUGUCUACUAACAAAGUGUUUGCUCCAAAGUGGAAUAUAUUUCGGAGUUGUAUUUUUAUCAACUGUGAAAGAAUGUGUUUCCUGAGAAAUCAUAUUUUAUGUUCUUUUGCUUGGUUGAGGCUAUAGCAAAAGUUUUUCUUCUUUAGGUUACACAUCCAAAGGAAAACCUUGAGUUUGGAGUAGUUAUUAAA